Sander lucioperca (pikeperch) is the source of this 2454-nucleotide messenger RNA. Its product is annotated as cadherin-7-like. Lineage: Eukaryota; Metazoa; Chordata; Actinopteri; Perciformes; Percidae. Gene Ontology annotation, biological process: homophilic cell-cell adhesion; adherens junction organization; cell morphogenesis. Gene Ontology annotation, cellular component: catenin complex; plasma membrane; adherens junction. The transcript has 12 exons. Bases 21 to 2453 code for a protein of 810 amino acids. Gene Ontology annotation, molecular function: cadherin binding; calcium ion binding. The record is from RefSeq and is a predicted model, not a curated record.
AUGUGUUUUUCCCAUCAGAGAUGAGUUGUGGUCUGUGGUUUCUGAGCGUGCUCAGUGCAUUUGUGGCCCUGUGGGAGGAGUCUGGCUGCGAGGCGAUGACUCUGAACUCCGUCCUCCAUCCGGCUUCCGGAGGACGAGGAGCAGUUGGAGGAGGAGUCCAUCAGAGGAGGAGGAGGAGCUGGGUGUGGAACCAGUUCUUCGUCCUGGAGGAGUACACUGGAGACGAGCCGCUGUACGUCGGGAAGCUCCACUCUGACCUGGAUAAAGGAGACGGCCAGGUGCGGUAUGUCCUGAGCGGUGAAGGAGCCUUGUCCAUCUUCACCAUCGAUGAGAACACGGGAGACAUUCACGCCACCAAGAGGCUGGACCGGGAGCUGCAGGCCUUCUACACGCUGCGAGCGCAGGCUCGAGAUAAAAACACCAAUCUGCCACUGGAACCUGAGUCCAAGUUCAUCAUCAAAGUCCAGGACAUCAAUGACAACCAGCCCAAGUUCCUGGACGGACCGUACACGGCCCAGGUCGCCGAGAGGUCGCCAGUCGGAACGUCGGUGGUGACAGUGGUGGCGACCGACGCUGAUGAUCCAACGUACGGAAACUCUGCCAGACUGGUUUACAGCAUCCUGCAAGGUCCGCCAUACUUCUCCGUGGAGCCAAAGACAGGCGUGGUGCGGACGGCGCUGGCGGAGCUUGACCGGGAGGUGCGGGACCAUUUCCUGUUGGUCAUUCAAGCCAAAGACAUGAUUGGUCAGAUGGGCGGGCUGACAGGAACAACGUCCGUUACCGUGACGCUGACCGACGUCAACGACAACCCGCCGCGCUUCCCCCGCAGGAGCUACCAGUUCCGGGUCCCAGAGUCAGCUCUGGUUUCGGCCGUGGUCGCUAAGAUCAAAGCUCUGGAUCCGGACCUGGGACUGAACGCUGAGAUGGACUACAGGAUCCUGGAGGGGGACGGACUGGGAACCUUCAGGAUCAUCACAGAUCCAAACACACAGGAAGGACUGCUCACUCUGCAGAAGACUUUGGAUUUUGAGACGCGGCCGAUCUUCUCGCUGCGCGUUGAGGCGUCCAACCGUUACGUGGACGCUGGCUUCCUGCCGCCAGGCGCCUUCAGCGAUGUGGACGCUGGCUUCCUGCCGCCAGGCGCCUUCAGCGACGUGGUGACAGUUCGGCUGCUGGUGGAGAACGUAGACGAGCCGCCGGUGUUUUCCUCCGCAGGUGGCCAGAUGCAGAUCUCUGAGGCAGUGCCAACCGGAACGGACGUGGGAUCAGUUUCAGCCCGAGACCCAGACGCCAAAAACAGCCCCGUCAGGUAUUCUAUCGACAGGAAGUCAGACGUGGAGCGUUACUUUACCAUUGACAGCAUUUCAGGAGUCAUCACAACCGCCAGAUCUCUGGACCGAGAGACCAUCGCUAUGCACAACCUCACCGUCCUCGCUACAGAGACCCUGAAUGUGUCUCAGGUGGGGAAAGCUGUGGUUCUGGUCUCCGUGACGGACGUUAACGACAACGCUCCGAGCUUCGCCAUCGAGUAUCAAACGUUCGUCUGCGAGGACGCCAGCGCUGGACAGAUCAUUGAGACUCUGAGCGCUGUGGACCAAGACCAACCGGAGAACGGACAUCACUUCCUGUUCUCUCUGAGCGCCGAGCAUGCUGGGAACUUCACCCUGAGAGACAACAAAGACAACACAGCGUCCAUUCUGACUGCGCCUGGGUUUGUGCGGCGAGAUCAGCCCGUCCACUUCCUGCCGGUGGUGAUCUCUGACGGCGGUAGGCCGUCUCUGAGCAGCACCAACACACUGACCGUCACCGUCUGCAGCUGUGAGGUCACUGGAGACCGCCGCGCCUGCAGCCAGACGCUGGCACGGCCGCUGGUCACUGGCCUCAGCACCACUACCGGCAUACUCACCAGCAUCAUCACGCUGCUGGGUGUUGUCAUGGUAACAGCAGCUGUCAGGCGUGGGAGGCAAGAGCCUGUGAUGACGGACGAGGAGCGGGACAUCCUGGAGAACAUCGGUCGUUACGACGACGAGGGAGGAGGAGAGGAAGACACCGAGGCCUUCGACAUGCUCGCUCUGAGACGGACAGAACCAGGACCCCUCAGAGAACAAGACCUAGACCAGGACCUCCUCCCCUCGGAGUCCCAGGUGGAUAAGAAGCAUCUGUUCCAGGAGUUAAUCGGGGUCCGACUGCAGGAGGCGGACCAGGACCGGGCAGCGCCCCCCUACGACUCGCUGCAGACCUACGCCUUCGAGGGCAGCGGAUCGGCUGCCGGGUCUCUCAGCUCGCUGGACUCUUUAAACCCGCAGGACUCGCUGGACCCGCUGGACUCGCUGGACUCGCUGGACUCGCUGGAGUCCGAGCAGAACUACGAGUUCCUGAGAGAGUGGGGGCCGAGGUUCAGGAAGCUGGCUGACCUUUAUGGACACGACGAGGGGGGCAGAGUCUGCUCGUAGC